GUCAUCUUUAAACCCCAGAAAGAAUCUUCUUCCGUUUAGCGCCACGACUCACAGCGAGAGAGCCACUGUUGGGGUAUAUUUUUUAACAGUUUAUUCAACCAGGGCGUAAAAGGCAAGGGAUAGUGGUUAGGUGACACAUAAUGGGUUUUUGAUAAGCAAGAAACUGGGUGUUUGUUGGUUCUGUGACAGCAACAAAAACACUGAGGGGGAAAAACCCGAACGCACCAAGUCAAGGAAGGCGUUGUUAUUAGCCUGCUAGCUAAGUUAGCUAUCGUUAGCUUUCAAGGCUAAAAUAACGCGUGUUUCUUUAUUUGUUGCUGUCUUGCUCGUUUUUUCUUUCUGUUACGUGACUACAUCGGGUCCAGUCUAGUGCUUUUUAUCCGGAGAUGAGCGCAAGAUGUCGGUUUCGGGACUGAAGGCCGAGCUGAAGUUUCUCGAGUCCAUUUUCGACACAAACCACGAACGCUUCAGGAUCAUCGACUGGAAGCCUGAUGAGCUGAGUUGCCAGUUUAACGUGACCGGAGAGAAGCUUCUCAUUAUCCACUGCAAUAUCACGGAAUCCUAUCCAUCAACGCCUCCGUUAUGGUUUGUGGACUCCGAUGACCCAAGUCUGACCCAAAUAUUGGAACGUCUGGAGGAUGUAAGAAAAGGCAAUACGCUGCUCCUGCAGCAGCUGAAGAGGCUGAUCUGUGACCUGUGUAGGCUGUAUAAUCUACCUCAGCAUCCCGAUGUGGAGAUGCUGGAUCAGCCUCUUCCCACUGGCCCGGUCAACCAAGAAAGAAAGCAUGGUACUACAGAUGAAGUAACUUCAGAGGAAGAAGAGGAAGAGGACAUGGGAGAGGACAUAGAGGAGCUCGAUCACUACGAGAUGAAAGAGGAGGAGCCGGUAGACGGAAAGAAGUCCGAGGAUGACGGCAUAGAGAAAGAGAACCUGGCUAUCCUCGAGAAGAUUCGCAAAAACCAGAGGCAGGACCACUUGAACGGAGCGGUCUCGGGCUCCGUCCAAGCCUCAGAUCGUCUAAUGAAGGAGCUUCGUGAGAUUUAUCGAUCUCAGAGUUAUAAAUCAGGUAUCUAUUCCGUGGAGCUCGUUAACGAUAGCCUAUACGAGUGGCACGUCAAACUAAGAACAGUCGAUCCAGACAGCCCUCUGCACAGUGACCUUCAAGUGCUGAAAGAGAAGGAGGGCAUGGAUUACAUCCUUCUCAAUUUCUCCUACAAAGACAACUUUCCCUUUGAUCCACCAUUUGUACGUGUAGUUUCUCCCGUGCUGUCUGGAGGUUAUGUCCUUGGAGGAGGGGCCCUGUGCAUGGAACUACUCACCAAGCAGGGCUGGAGCAGUGCCUAUUCCAUCGAGUCUGUCAUCAUGCAGAUUAAUGCCACUUUAGUUAAAGGAAAAGCCAGAGUGCAAUUUGGAGCCAAUAAGAACCAAUACAAUCUUGCCAGAGCACAGCAGUCAUACAAAUCACUGGUGCAGAUCCAUGAAAAGAACGGCUGGUACACACCACCCAAAGAAGACGGAUAAGACGGAAAAACAUCUGUUCAUUCAAAGCAAGGACAGACUACAUUGGAGUCAACAGCUGUUUUUCUUUCAUGUUUUUCCCCUCCCCUUUCUAUCUUUUUUUUUUGUUUUGUUGUUGUUUUUCACCCUUUCAUCGCCUUGCUAGUCGGAGAUUCAUCACGUCUGGAUUAAAGACUUGUGAACCAAGCCAGCUUGGAGAGUUAACGGGUAAAGCAUACUCCUCUUAGCGCAUCCCCUGUACUACGCGUCACCGCUCAUUCUGUCCCGCUAGUUCUCCGCUCUUCCUGCUUUCUCUUUGGCUGUUUUGGUUGGCAGAGCAAAAUUUGACACGGCAGAGUUUUUUUUGAGCGAUGCCCCAUGAGCUGCCGCUUCACGGACAGACGUCUUACGACCGGAGUCAUCCUGCGCAUCAAUGCCAAGGUUUCUAAUAAAUAACAAACUUUUGGACAUCAGCGCUCACCCAAGCCUCCCUUAUUACUUUAAGACUUUUCAAACCUGAACAUAAUGGAGAAGGAGACUAGGGGGAGACAUUAGGUUUGCCUGGAUGAGACUCAAGCGAUUGAUGCGUCAUGAAGAAUCCACUUUUUUUUUUCCCUUUUUUUAAAUAAAUAAAGCGAUGGAGGUUCAAUUUCAUCACGACUCCAUCCUGUCAGUCUCUCCUGAGCUUUUUUUUCGCCCCCUUUGGAAAGUCUGACACGUUCACUGUAAAGUCAUCGAAAGGAUUUUCACCUGCAAGUAAACUUCUAAAAGACAAAAAUACGCAGAGAUUGAACUUUUGAAUUUCAAACUUAAAAACAUGCCUGCGUGGCUGUGCAUUGUCAUCCUUGAAGAUUUAUCUCGCAAACAGAACAAGGAUAAAUUACUUAAUGGAUAUCUUCAUUUUGACAAAAAGGAAUAUUUUAAACAUGUUUUAUGUACACAUUAUGAUGACUACUGCUGUUUUUUUUUUUUUGUUUGUUUAUUUUCUUUUGUUUUUUCUCCCCUUAUGAGAAGUGAUGUGUGGCUUUCGCUGUCUAACUGCAAUUGUUGACCAUUCCUCUUUAACCAGUGUGAUUCCUGCUGUGUUUAUUACAUUGACAUUGACGCCGUUAUGUAAACCCUUUUUUUUUUUUUUUUUUUUUUUUUUGUUUCAUGUAAAAUCUGGCACAUAGCAAGGUCGAAGUGUUAAGCAGUCAGUACAAUUAUGCAGCGUUUAUUAACUAAAGCCACCAAAUGAUGAGAGUUAUUUAUGAUGCCCUGUUCAAUCUGUAACAUGACCAUUAUUGCCUUAAAAAAAAAAAGGAAAGAAAAAAAAAAAAAGAUUCCCUUUCUAACAUCGCUGUACACAGUGUAGAUGUGCCUAGAUUACAGCUUGGCCUCAAAUCUUUCUUCUGAUCAGCUUCCUAAUCUACACACAGUCAGUUGGUUCAUGACCCGAGCCUUCAUUAUGUCUGCAUAAGUUUUUUUUUUUUUUUUUUUUUUUCUUUUCUUUAAAGGGUCUCCUCCUUGACCAGAAAUGUUGAUCCAAUUGGGCAAUUUUCAUCCUUUUCUGUUUUAAAUGCCUUCCAUAUUAUUGUCAUUGUCGUUCAGUUAUUAUUCACAUGCACCUUUAAAUAGCUUAUUGUUACUGUUGAUCGGUGGCGUCUCAAAUUAAAUUUUUGGGUCAAAAAAGGGAGGAUGUGAUGUUAAUGAUUUCUGCAGCAAUCUAAAAUGGUAAGGGGAUAAUGUGUUGUCUGUAUUUAAGGAAAAAUCCACCCUGAAUGACUUUUGAAUUAACUUUGUGAUUCUUAAAUUUGUCCAUGGUUUAUAUUCUAGUCAAAUUCUAAUGAUUUUAGAUUACACAUCUUUCGAUGGCAUGUUGCACACUUUAACAAUUUAUGACCCACAGUGACCUUCUACGGUGUUGACAAUGGUGCUUUGGGGGUUUAUCCUCUCAUUUCACCUUACAAGAGCCAUGUGGCCGCGCUUUCGUCUCUGUCCAAAAAGAAAAAUCUCUCAAACUGAUGAGAUUCUACAGCUUUCAAACUUUGAACUUCGUCGUUUCAUAGAUCAGUAAUUCUUAGAGCCGUGUCACAAGGAUUCAAUAAUCAUAUUAGCUGUUGUUUUUUUUGGUUUUGUUUUUUGCAUUUGGGAACUUUUGCAUCAACCAUUUGCACAAAUUUUUUUAUUAAUUCUACACUGGAUUUCUCAAUAGUCUGAUUUGCUGAAAAAUGGUGAGUAAGAAAGUGAACCUUUUUUUUUUUGCUUGUCGAUUUACAAUGGAGACGCAACAAUGAGAUCAGCGCAGCAGUAGACAACCACUGACCGGAAUAAGAAAGAAAAAAUUAGUAAAUAAAAAGCACACCAGUAAUAAGCACCUGACUCUUAGAGUAUUUUAAUAAAAACUCGUUUUAUGUGUUUCAGGGUGGAAUUUUCUUUCACAUCUUGCAUGAUUGUUUUAUAUUUAGGAGAGUGAAGCCUCGAUAUAGAAGCUAAAGAUCUGGCAACCCCUUAUAAUAAAGUCCAACUUGUUUUUUUGUUUUUUUUUUUGUUAGAUUUUUCCUCCCCGCUAUUUUAAAUCUGAUUCUUUCCCAGCGCUUUAGUGGUUUUAUUAUAAGCAAGAGCACGCUCGUAUAUCUUCAGCGUUAGUUUGGCACUCGUGUUGUGAAUAAUCCUGGGAAAAGCAGAUGCCUACACUGUGUUUAGCAAAGCAAACGUUUUGUGGCUCUACACAAUGUUUUUUGUUGAACGGUGGAUUGGGUUGUAACGUCUCGCCGCAGUCUCUCGGGCAUGUUUGCUCCUGUUCCCUGGGUGUGUCGGCGAGAUCGAGAGCAGCAGGUGAUGUGAAAACAAUAAAGCCUCAAUACAGCUAAAGCUGUUGGAGCUUCUUUUAUUUGACAACUGACCCAAACUCCUGGAAGCCUCUCGUUUGCUUUAAAACAUCAAAUCGAACUGCAUGUGUGCUCUCCAACAGUUAAGAUAAAGAGGCCACGAGGGAAUCAUACUACAGUAUGAACAGGGCAUUUUGUUACAGAACCGUGUUAUUUAACCCCAAUGUCUCAUGAAGAAUAUAUGGAGAAAGGUAUACAAACGCCCAGAGAGAUUGAUUUACCUUAUCGUUAAGUGCAAGUCUUGUAGUGAUUUGAAUCUUAAACGCUCUGAGCAGUUCUGGUUGGUUUAUGCUGGGGAAGGAAGGGGUUAUGCACUGUUAGCAUGCAUUGAUUUAAUUUUUUUUUUUUCGUUUGUUUGUUUUCCAUCGUGUAAUUUUGACCUUGUACAUACAAUUUGUAAACUUGCAUCAAGUUUAUGAAUAAAGAAUUUUAAGAAAUGC
Messenger RNA from Clarias gariepinus (North African catfish), 4808 nucleotides. It is a transcript of the gene ube2q1, whose product is annotated as ubiquitin-conjugating enzyme E2Q family member 1. The transcript is spliced from 13 exons. The coding region runs from base 398 to 1522 and encodes 374 amino acids. NCBI's taxonomy places the organism in Eukaryota, Metazoa, Chordata, Actinopteri, Siluriformes, Clariidae. The record is from RefSeq and is a predicted model, not a curated record.